Molecule: messenger RNA, 1817 nt
Organism: Schistosoma guineensis
Lineage: Eukaryota; Metazoa; Platyhelminthes; Trematoda; Strigeidida; Schistosomatidae
Source: the annotation of a GenBank genome assembly
AAAACAAAAAAAAACAAAAAAAACAACAACAAAUAAAGAAAAAAGAAAAACAAGACAGAAAAAAAAGACAAACGAACUAAUUCUAUUAUCAUUUUAACUAUUAUUAAUAUUCAUAAUUAAUUAAUAAAAAAAAUGUAUUUAGAUCUUUUCAUGUAGCAACUACAAAAAAAGGUAUCAAUAAUUCAAUUUCAUGCAAUUCAUUGAAUUAUCUAAUUCAUUUUGGAGUUUAUUUAAAUUGAGAAAAAUUAGUUUUCUAUUAAUCAAUUUAAUUUUAUUUAAUUAUGAAGAGAGUUUAGGAUCAAGAUAUAAUAUAUCAAUGAAAUAUUAUCAUCCAUAUUCUAGAUGGAGACGAUCAUUAACUCCUUGUGCAUGGCUUGAACGUGGUGGCUUUUUUAAUAUGCCUAAAUAUUAUAAUUCAUUAUCUCCAUUUGCACAACGUCGUCAUAUUUGUUCAAGUUAUUCAAGUUGUCCACUUACAUGGCUUCCAACAAAUGAUGUUAAAUCAUUAACAUUUAAGCUUAUAGGUACUGAUGAUAUGCGUGAUUAUGAAUUUCAAGCUCAUUUUUGUAACAGAAUCUAUGAAGCACGACAUCGUUAUUGUACUAUGGAAGAGGGAGAAAUCGCAUUUGAGUUGAGGCAAAUAGGGACAUGGUUGAUGGUAGACCGCAUCAAUUGUCGAUGCUUAGGCAUUGCUGAUGUUGAACGUUAUGGAUACAGUAAAGGUGUUCAAUUCGGAGAUCGCGUUUUUCGUGGUAAUUAUAUACACAUGACAUGUGCAACAAAGCCUCAAUGUAAAGUGGAUGAUUUUUGUUAUAUUGAAACACCAAGUACAGAUGGUUAUAUUUAUGGUGGUCGAGUACCAUGCAUUUGUCCAAAACAAUAUCAUUGUCCAAUUUAUUUUAUACGAGAUAAACGUAUUCCACAAAUCAAUGAUGAUGGACGUGUUAUCAGUUAUGGAAUUAAAUGUAAACGAAGAAAUUAUUAGUUAUUUACAUUUUUCCUUAUUUCGAAUAUAUAUCUAUCUACAUCUCCUCUAGUUUCUUUUCUCUCUUUUUACUUUCUUUUAUUUCUCGUUAUUAUUUCUGUUAUAUAAGAAACACUUUUUUCUUUUUCUUUUUUCUACAAUCAACAUUUAAUUACUUAUUUUCUUUUUACAAUAUGCUUACUAAUUUAUAUGUAUAGCGUACAGUUUUUGAAUGUUAGGGGAAUGAAGAAAUAAGGGAACAGAAGAAAAUGUCUUACGACAACAACAACAACAAAAAUUAAAGUCUUAUUCAUUUGCAGAAAGGAAUUUUGUAGAGGUUUUUGGUCAUUUUAAUAGUUGAAUUCAUGAGUCAAUUAAAAAAAGACCACCAUGGAAAACCUGUAAGCACUGAACAGUCGUUUUGUCUUAGUAUGGAACACUUUAGCAGUGAGCAUCCACGAUAUUUGCCAGAGCCGAACACAGAACCUAUCAGUCUCUCAUGAACGAACGCUUAACCUCUAGACCAUUGAGUUGACAUCGAAUGGUGUUAUCGUUUAACUUUAACCAAUCCACAAUAUUGCGUCUCCAUCCACCAUUGUCUUCAGUGAGUUACUAUGUCACAACAGACCUAAUUGGACUUCGUUGGUCACGGUUUCUCACUAGUACUCCAAGAAAUACCUCUUGAAGUCAGUCACUAGUGAGCACAUGAUGAUUAUUAUCAGAAGGGAGUUUUGUGGAUAUUUUAGUUGAAUUCAUGAGCCAGUUAAAACUAUAUUUUUGCUUUUAAAAAAGUUUAUGAUAAAUUACCCGUAAAAAUUUGUGUUUAACAAUUUGAGUCAACUUUUGACUGCAU